AUGACGAGUGCAACAGACAAGAAGAGACAGACGGUCUACCCGGACAUGGAUCCCCUGCUGAUGGUGUUGCUGUUGGUGUGGAGCUCAGGUGCUCACUGUGAAACCACAGCCAAGGCUGACAUCGUGCUAUUGGUGGACGACUCCGGGAGCAUUGGUCUCCAAAAUUAUAGACUCAUAAGGUCUUUUCUUGCUAGACUAGUCAGCGUCUUCAAUAUCGGCCCAGACAGAGUCCAGAUUGGUCUGGUUCAGUACAAUGAUGACCCAAAGACUGAGUGGCACCUGAACACCCACCAGACCAAAUAUUCCCUGCUGAUGAACACAUACAAUCUGCCAUACAAAGGAGGAGGCACUAAUACAGGACGGGCUCUGGACUACAUCCUCCAUAAAAACUUUAAAUCCAAUGUGGGAAUGCGAGCAGACUCCCAAAAAAUUGCUGUCUUGAUCACUGAUGGAGAGUCCCAGGAUGACAUAUUCCUUCCCUCACAGAACCUGAAGGACGCUGGAAUCGAGGUCUACGCUAUUGGUGACUGA
This is a messenger RNA of Epinephelus moara (kelp grouper), 531 nucleotides long. Its product is annotated as collagen alpha-1(XII) chain-like. The record is from RefSeq and is a predicted model, not a curated record. The transcript is spliced from 4 exons. Bases 1 to 531 code for a protein of 176 amino acids. Lineage: Eukaryota; Metazoa; Chordata; Actinopteri; Perciformes; Serranidae. Gene Ontology annotation, biological process: endodermal cell differentiation.